This is a messenger RNA of Magnolia sinica, 680 nucleotides long. RefSeq lists its product as uncharacterized. The record is from RefSeq and is a predicted model, not a curated record. NCBI's taxonomy places the organism in Eukaryota, Viridiplantae, Streptophyta, Magnoliopsida, Magnoliales, Magnoliaceae. The transcript is spliced from 3 exons. The coding region runs from base 2 to 649 and encodes 215 amino acids.
UAUGUCAUAUGUAGGGCCUUCUAGUUCUGCCCUAGCAAGCACCACAAGGAUAAAAGUUUCAAUCAGUCCAAUUGGAGAGAUUACUGCAGAUAAUAAAAAUCAAUUCACCUCAUUUCUAGGAAAUGUGGUUAGGACUCAUUGUUCAAUUGCAUACAAAAAUUGGCGGCUUGUGCUAGGUACCAUCAAGGAUAAUGUUUGGUCAACUAUUUUGGCCAAAUAUGAUGUUGACGAUAGCGACAAUUGUAAAAGUGUCAUAAUUAAGCGUGCUAAUGAUAUGUGGAAGGACUGGAAGAACCGAUUACGAGGAAGUGUCCUAGAUAUGUAUGCUAAUGAUGGAGACAAAAAGAAAAAUUGCCCAAAUGGUAUCAAGCUAAAAGAUUGGGUCAAAUUCGUUGAUUUCAAAUCUACAGAAGAGGCAAAGUCUCGUCGUGAAAAGGGAAAUGAAUCCAGAAGAGAGAUGAAGUUCCCUCACAUGACUGGUCGACGGGGGUCUGCUAGGACGACAGAGUUGAUUCAACAAAAAAAUCCAGAUACUCAAAUCACGAGAACUGAAUUGUUUCUAGCAACUCAUACUAGAUCCGAUGGGUCUUUCCCUUCACAAGAGCUGAGCAUCACAAUGGAAAAAAAUAAAAGAAAUAGUUGCCAAUGACCCAGCUUGUAUGCAUAAUGAUUUAAAUCAC